UGCUGCAUGCUGGCUUUCAGGGCUUGCCUUCGACGAAGCAUCUCGCUAUAAAGUUUGCCUAGUCGAGGUAUCGUCCAUGUCGAUGAUGAUCGACAGAUGCAGUGUGAUUGAAUACAUCCUGAAUAUGGACGUCAAGUGUUCGGGACUGGUAACCAUCUUCGACGAAGAAUAUUCUGAGGAGAACGAAGAAGACAUCGCCAAACUCAUUUUAAAGAAAAACCGCCCCCUGAUUUUACUCCAAAAUCACAACGAAGCCGACAAACUAUUGGGCGACAUUCGAAGCGAUACUUUUUUUUUGCUGAUUGAACGCAGUCAACGUCUACUGGAGAUUCACAGAUGGGUCAUCAGCGAUCGUAUUCAAAAGAAUUUCGUGUUUAGACACAGUAAUUUAAAAAAAGUUCUGCCGGUUCAACGCCAAACUUUAAUGGGUAGGCACUUGACGAUUGCGACGCUCGAUUUCCCUCCCAUCGUUUUUGCAAAGAAGAAUGAUCUAAGCGGUAAAGUUGUCGUCUAUGGAAUCGAGCCGACAAUAAUGGAAAUCCUUGCUGAGAGGCUAGACUUUCGAUUCAGUUAUAUUCUACCAGUUAACGACGAAAUGUGGGGUACUUUAAUCUUCAAUGGACCGGAAAACGUCACCGUCACCGGUUUAUUAGGUUUUCUGCAUCGAAAAGAAGCCGACGUGUCUUAUGGUGAUUUGCAUAUUCAGGAUCGAUUGUUAUCCUACGUAGACUUCACCCGAGCCUUCAGAAAUAAUUUCGAAUGCUUUCUCAUUCCUGCACCUCGUCCUUACGCUAAAUGGACGGCACUUUACCAUCCAUUUUCUUCGGCCAUUUGGACUUUUACUGGUAUCUCUUGUAUUGUUGCCGUCGCGACGCUACGACUGCUAGCCAAAUACUCAUCGCGUCAUCCAAAUAAAGACGCAUUUUUCUCCGACACUAUGGUUUGUGUUCUAUACAUCUUAGGAAACAUGCUCUCGGCCCAGCAGCCACAAGAAGUUCGUUCGCCCGCUAAUCGUUUAUUUCUUAUUUGGUUUCUAUUAGCUGCUGCUACCAUAAUUCCGACUCUAUAUCGUUCAGGUCUAAUUUCUUACAUCACCUUUCCGUACACCCCAGAUCCUAUUGACACUAUUCAACAAUUAGUUGACAGUCCUUUACAAAAGAUCAGCUGGGGCAAUUAUUUUAAACAGAGUCUUUCAGAUUCGAACGACCCGCUCCAGCGGAAACUUGGUAGUCAAUUCGCUAUUGCCACCAACCUUUCUCAAAUGUUCGCCUUACUAGAAACAAAUUCUUGGGCUGUGAUGUCGAAUCAGGGGAAUCUUCGUUAUCAAGCCUUUACAUUAUUCCCUCCCACUAGCGAUGGCCCUCGUGUACAUCUCAUGAGAGAGUGUGUUUUCCCCACACGCUCAGCGCUUGGACUCCAGAAACACUCGUCGCUGAAACCUUACUUUGACAAGGAAAUUUAUCAUCUCUUUGAAUCUGGAAUCGUUGAGCACAUAACAUCUCAAUGGGCUAAAAAACAGAAAAAGUGGGAUCCUACAAAGUCUACGAAAUUAGCUGCAUACUCACUGGAUAGUUUACAAGGAGCUUUUUAUUUGUUUGGGUUGGGUAUUGCACUUUCUUUUCUCGCUUUUUUAAGUGAGUUCAUGUUUAAUGGCUAUCAUAACAGAAAAAUCUACAAAAAGAAAACAGUUAACUAAAAUCAACUUUUGAAAAUUAAGUAGUAGUAGGGGAGACCGGACCCACUUGGGACACCUCCGGGAUUUCCCCCAUAUCUCCCAUCCCCUUAUGCAAAAAUAAGAAAUUUUUUGCAAAAACACGCGGAAACCUUUCCCUCACACACUUGAUUUUUUUCAAUGAUGUACCUUCAAAAUUGUAGAAGUUAUAGAGAUUUCAAUUUUUUUGUGUUUUUUUGUUCAGAGUGGGGUAAAACUGGACAGACGCCUGUACCAUGUUAGACAGGGUAUAAAAAGAGGGGUAUGAUGAAUAAAAAAUUAUGAAAAAAGGAAAUGUAGAUCUUAAUGUAGAUAAACCCCCCCCAAAAUUUGGAAAUGUCAUCUUUAAAACUGAAAAAGAUUUCUUAUAGAAAAAGAAUUGCAACUUUAAGAUAGGGAAAAAAUGUAGGUGGCGCUGAAUUCUCUCGUUAGAUAGGACAAUUUUCCUGUCCCAAAUGGCCCCAGAGACCGUCCUCCACCAAAAUGUGAAUAUCGUCUAAACUAUCAUACUUAAAAAUAAAAAUUUGAGUGAAUAAUGUAGGCAAAUAACUAGCCUAUGUUUUUAUAUGAGCAGAUUUUAUUUCACUCCUCGUCACACUUAGGCACACUGGCACUUUUAGGUGGAAAAAUUUUACUAAUUUUUUCCGGGUUUUUUUAUUUCUUGAAUAUCUCAGGAAAUAACCAUGAAAUUUUCAUGAAACUUAUUACAGUUAAAUAAUACACUACAAAGAAUAAACUGUAGAAAAAUUUGAUUUUUAACACUGAGUCCACCACUCAAUCAGGCCAAAACUGUGGGUUUUGGGGGUUUACAAUUUUUGGAAAAGGGUGACGAAGGUAUCUCAGCCAGUACCCGUAUAAACUAUUUUGUGCAGAAUUUUACGGAAAACCCAAUGGUGAAAUCCGCAAUGUUCUAGCUAGCAUAGUUUUUAAGUUAUUUAAUAAAAACUAAGGGACCCCCCCAGGAAUUCUAGCGUUUUUACUGGUUUUUUACAUCAGUUUUCGGGCAAACCAGACCUUUAAAAAAAAUCUAAUUUUCUAGAAUACCAUAAUUGUUUAUGUUAAAUUUUACACUUUAAUUGCGAGCCCGCCGACACGAACUGUAGUCGAGGGUAAUUAAUUUUUAACCUCGGACAAAAUGUAACAUGAAAUUUUUAAAAUGAGCUUUAUUAUUGUAGUGUUCAAGAUGUUACAUACAAAACCCUCUGUGAAAAUAUUAAAUAUUUCUGUAAAAA
This is a messenger RNA of Daphnia pulicaria, 2943 nucleotides long. Its product is annotated as glutamate receptor ionotropic, delta-1-like. The record is from RefSeq and is a predicted model, not a curated record. The coding region runs from base 77 to 1696 and encodes 539 amino acids. Gene Ontology annotation, cellular component: membrane. NCBI's taxonomy places the organism in Eukaryota, Metazoa, Arthropoda, Branchiopoda, Diplostraca, Daphniidae. The transcript is spliced from 4 exons. Gene Ontology annotation, molecular function: glutamate-gated receptor activity.